Iphiclides podalirius (scarce swallowtail) is the source of this 2229-nucleotide messenger RNA. The record is from the annotation of a GenBank genome assembly. NCBI's taxonomy places the organism in Eukaryota, Metazoa, Arthropoda, Insecta, Lepidoptera, Papilionidae.
AUGGACGAUGAUUAUGUUCAUUUUUCUCCAAUAGUAUCAACUCGUGCUAAAGCAAAAUGUACACCCAAGACCAGUCCAAAAAAGUUAACAUUCACUGGCAACUUCACACCACAAAACCAGAACUUUUAUAUAUCUGAAGAGGAAAAGAAUAGCUUACGCUUGGACAUUUUAAAUACUGUGAUGGAAAGGACUGAGUCUCAAAUGCAACGGCGGAGGGGUAUUGAGAAUUUGCCCAAUAGCAAUCCUUUAUAUGAGGACCCAAGGGAUUUAAUAGUGGAAAGACCAGCAAAGCCUCCCAGAAAACGCAAUAUACAUGGAGCUGUGGCUAACAAAACACAAACAGGCAAAGAUGGCAAACAUUUGCUACGGGAGCAGAAAAAGAAACUCAGUAAGAAGUAUGAGCGUCUUAUAACAGCUCUGAUGGAUAGAUGUGAAGAGAAUGUUGUAGCGAUGACGGAGAAAGACGCGCACAUAGCAAAGUUGAAAGAGAAGCUCAAAACAAUACUGGAAUAUAACAAGUUAUUCGCGACCGAGAGCGAUCGUCUCAAGUGCGAGCACGCCACGCUGGUGAAGUACGCGGAGGAGUGCAAGCGGGUGAUAAAAGAGGAGAGGCAGUUGAACGCGGAUCUAGAGGGCAGAUGUAGGAAUUUGGAGGGGAGAGUCAAACAGUUCGAAAUACCAGAUAAAGAGCAACGGGAACCACCUGCGGUGGUGCCGCUCGUGGAGUUCUGCAUGAGCUGCAGCAGCAGGCAGAUUGUUCUGAACCAGGCCCGUGAGCAGAACUGCAGGCUGCAGAAGGACAUGCAAGCGCUCAAAGACGUUCUGUACAGGCUCAACGUACAGCUGUCCCGCUAUCAGGAGAAACUGCGCAGCAACUUGCCCACAUUGACCGCGGAGGGCAAGGCGGCGGACAAGCUCGAAUGUCUGGACUCGCUUAUCAACGCGAGUUUGGGUCAUAGACGGGAAUCUGCAAGCGGCGAUGGAUGCACUUCGAAGGCAGAUGGUGAAGGCCAGACGAGGGUGGUCGACCUAUCAGGGCUUUUGAGUGCACAAGCACUUGCACCGCUCUUCGACGCCUACCAAGAGAAUCUCCAAGAAAAGGACAGCCUAAUAGCCGACUACGAGAGACAGUUCGAGAAUAUGAACAAGAAAUCCAAGCAAAUCAUAGACGAUAACAAAUCGUUGAGCGAGAAGUUGGAGGCGUUAGAGAACGAGCUGGCGCAAGUGAGACAGAGCUACAAGAAGAUCGUAGUCGAGAGGGAGACGGCAGACAUAGAGAAGGCGACACUAGCAGAAAGGGCGGAGCGGGCAGAGUCGAAGCUGAAGGAAGUAUACGAGUUGUAUGAAGAUAAAAUGGCGGCCAUGAUGCGCGACUACGAGACGGUGCAUCGGGAAUACUAUGCGGUGAAGAACGCUCUGGAAGCUUCCGCGGGGAAGAUAACGCAGCUGGACGCUCUGCGGGCCAGGACCGUGCCGGCGGACCUGCACGAACGCCGGUUGGAGCAUUGCAAACGACUACUGGAGGAGCUCAAACAUCAGUACUCUAUGGAAAACGAACGCAAGACUGAGCAGUUGAACAAGCUUCAAGAGGAUCACAGGAACACAGAAGAUAGGUACAAGAAGAUUUGUCAGGAGCACGAAGCCGUGAAAGAAGAAUUGAGGGCCGCUUUGAAGAAUGUCAAACAGUAUGUAAGGGCGUGUACAGACUGUGGCACCGGCAGGCUGUACCGGCGCGCGGCGGUGAUAUUCAGGCAGCGCGCGCGAGCGGCAAGCGCUGAGGCGUCGCGCGCACGGCGAACGGCGCGGACGGCCCGCGCUCGAAGGGAGCCGCUGCGUCACGCGCUUCAAGCGCUGGACAAUAUCAAGCAGGAGAUAAAGGUGGUGAGGUCCCGCGCGUACACCUCCCUCGAGGAGUUGGAGAAGCGGAUACUGGAGCAGGAGCGCCGUGCCGCUGCGGUCCAGGCCGACUACCGGCGGCGGCUGGAGCGGGCCUCCAUCGAGCUGCAAUACAAGGAGGGCAUCAUAAAGAGCCUCAUCGACAAGGUGGCUGAUGCUGAAGAAGCUGGAUUGAGUCAAACUAACAGGCGUCGGUUUGAAGGCGAUUCGAAUUCUCCAUCUGCCACCACUUCUACGAAGGACACAGCGGAGAGAGAGUCCAAAGCGGGCGUUAAACUCAUCCCGAGCUCCGGUGGUUUCUAUCAAGAGAAAGAUAGAAGGGGAAAAGUGAAU